GAGCAUGCUCAGUGUGCAAAGCUUAUCAAAAUGGAGGACAAGAUUUCUGGCCAAUUUUUUUUAUAAUUUCAAGCUAUUUCCUGUAAUUGAAGAUAUUGACGCUUGCAAGAUAUCUGAAGUGGUAGAUGCAGAAUGGCUGCUAUAGGCGCUGCUUUUCCGACGGUGGCAGCGUCGUCGUCAAAACCAAAUCUUAACCAAAGGGAUCACAAGGGAAGGGGUACUCACUGGCACUCACAAUCUUAAUGAGUUACAUUCUGCAUUACCCUUGCAACAACCAGCUGUAGUUCUUUGACAGAGGAGGAAAUAUACGGCAAGGAUACCAAGAUGUCUUCAGACCUGACCUCAAUCAGCAGAUUCCGGUGGAUGAUAGUUUUGCUUGCUGAUGAAUUUGAGAAAACUGACUUGGACAGGGCUAAAAGUCUUGUCAAGGAUAGGCUGGGGCCUGCAUACCAGAAGAUAGAUGAGCCUCUUGCAUUCUUUGAUGAGCUGGAGAACCAGAACCUCAUACACGAUGGAGACACCAACUACCUGAAGACGUUGCUGGAGCACGUCUCUCGCAAUGAUCUGAUCGAGCAGGUGGAAAACUAUGAGAGGGAGCGCAAGGUGGUGGUUCGCCAAGUCUUCCGAAACCCUUCGCUCUUGGAAGGGCCCUUCUUUGGGCGGAAGGAGAUCAUGGAUAGGAUUGUAGGCAUACUAGACGAGACUUACGAUCGAAUUCACUGCAUAGGUAUCAGUGGAAUGCCUGGUUCAGGGAAGACCCGACUGGCAAAAGAGGCCACCUAUAGGCUCAUCCGUUACGGACAGGUCAUUUUCGUGGAUUUGAGAGAGCUCCCGAUGGUAGAGGAUAUCUUCUUUGCUAUUAUGCAUGCUCUAGGUGUGGAGUGCCGCAGCUACGAACCUGAUAUGCUCUAUGCUUACCUUGAGCACUACGACCCAAAGAAGCACUCUGGGGCUGUUAUUAUCCUGGAUAAUGCUGACAAGCCCUUGGACCCUGGGACUGCAGAGAAACCCAAUCAGGCAUAUAGCCAGUUUGUGGACUUGAUAGACAACAUGCUCAACCUGGCUAAUCCGAAGGUCAAAGUGGUCAUCACCUCAAGGAUUGGUCUGGAGCAUACAAGGAUUACCAGCCGUCACCUCCAUUGUUUCCGCCUGGAUGGGGAGAAUGACCUGGACAUUGAAGCCGCUAUGGAGAUCAUCAAAUACCAUGCUGGCAAGACAGAAGUUGAAAACGAAGAUGCUCGUACAUUGGCUGAUCUAUGUGGAAAGAUCCCUUUGGCUUUGAAGGUUGUGGCCAGUCGCUUCCAGGAUGGCACCGUCACUCCCAGAGACAUGAUCAAGCAUUUGUCACGCCAUGAUGAUGUUCAAGCCCAGAGGCUUGUUGGAAGCCUUACACACCUUGGUCUGGCUAAAGAUGAUCAGCUGGCCUACAGCCUAAUGAACACUAUCCAGAAGCUGCCAGAGGCAUACCAACGCAAUCUUGUGAGGUUGUCCGUGAUACCUGGGACAUUUAACAUGAAGGCAGCGCAGGAUAUCCUGGAAUAUUCGCACAAGGAUCGGGUGGGUCUCAAGCUGGAUCUACAGGCCUUGAAGUACAGGAGCCUCCUAGAAAGUGAUGUGGUAGAGGUAGAAGGAAAGAGCAACACAGGAUCUGCAAGAUACAGUAUUCAUCUGCUUCUUAGAUCCUUUCUCCAGCAGCUAUGCACAGAAACCGAUAAUCCAUUGGCGGUAGAGUAUGAAAAGGGUGAGGAUCGAUUCAUGAGUCACUUUGGUAAGAAAAUAAAGCGUACAGCAACAAUUUUCCAGAAGGAUUUUGUGAAGGCACUGUCUGCAAAGCAAGAUGAGAAGGCCAACUUCAUGCAUGUGCUUGAGUGCUUCAAGUUGAAGAAGUUCCCAUCAGAUGAGGAAAAUGACUGGCUCCACAUGGCUGUGGAGCUGAUGAUGGUUCCCAAAGAGAGGCUUUCCUUCUAUAGAAGCUGCAAGGACAGGGCAGAGAGAGAAGGAAAGAAACAGAUGUGUGCAGAGUUCUGCUGCCAUGAGUCCCAGCACCUUGUGGAUCUUGGAUUUGAUGUUGAAGCCAUCAUGCCUCUCUUCGACAAAGCUGAAAGUAUCCUGAAAGAACUGCCAGACCAGAAAUCUUACUCUGUCCAGCUCAGUUACGCCACACUGUACCACUUCAGAGGCAACGUAAUAACUCGCCGUCUCAAUGGAGAAGAUGCACUUGAGCAGCUGAAGAAAUGCCUGCGGAUACGCAAGGAGAUUCUAGGGGAUCACUUCCUAACGACCCGGACCCUGAACCUCCUUGGUCAGGCCAUGCAGUCUGCUGCCAAGACAGAACGGUACGGGUACAUCCACGAGGACAUGCUGAAAGCCAUUGACUACUUCCGCAGAGCUCUGGACAUGUGCACUCGUAUCACAGGAUCUGAUAGACACGUUGAUACUCCAACCAUCCAGCUGAAUAUUGGAGCAUGCUUGCAUGAGCUGUCUAGGUAUGGACAGGCAUUAGAAUUCUUCAAGAAAUCUCUGGAGUUGGAACGUCUUCUUGGAAUGGAUGGAACACCAGGGACUUGCAUUACGCUCAAGAAUAUGGCAAUGAGUUACUUUGCUCAAGAAAAGUAUGACAAUGCUCUUCCACUGGCGUUACGCGCCCUUCAAGGCCGUCAGGCGCUUCAAGGAGUGCACCCCAACACGGCCCGCAGUCUCUACUUUGUCGGUGCCAUCCACCUGGCAUCCAAGAGAUACCGGGAUGCCCGGUGCUACUUUGACAGGGCUCUGGAGAUGGAGGAGACACUCUGGAGCAGGGGGAUGCCUCAUAGUCCAGACUGGGAACACCUCAAGGAUCGCUUCAAUCGUCUCCUUGUCAUCCAGGGUAACAACCAGGCCAUCCAACGAUACCGCAAGAGAUUCAAGGAAGCAGAAAAGGAGCGAAAUCGAGGCGAGGUUAGUGGCUGGAUCGACAGAGGAGAGGAUGAUUCAAUUUCGACAUCAUCAUCAGGAUCUAUAGUUCUUCCUGCUAAGAGAGCAAGAUCCUCCUCUGAUAGCGGUACAACAACUUCUUCAGAUCACAAUGAAGAGAUGAACAGAGGAGGGAGGAAAGCAGAAAAGGAAAAUGUACUCCUGCCUGGUCGAGAUGAAGCUGACAAUACAAGGGAGCCUCAAGAAGGAUGUAUUAUAGAUACAAAUGAUGGUAUCCUGGAUUUGGGUGAGGGGGCUAUUCAAAUUGAGACGUUCUCUUUGUCCUCUGGUGAUACUGGGUACUCCGGGGCUCCGCCUAUUCCCAUCAGAUUUGGCCAAUCAGAGGACAGGACCGAUGAUGGAUCCAGUUAUGACCAUGAUUCUGAAGAGGAGGAGAGGAAGAGGCAGGCAAAACGGAAGAGGAAGGAGAAGAAGCAGAGGGAGAAAGAAGGAAGGGAUUAUUCUGAUGGUGGAUCGCAAGAAGAAGGUGAACAAGACACAUACAACUGGGAUAAAAGCCUGUGCAGAGUCAUGUGAUGCAUCAUGUGACUACUGAGAGUGUCAGGUGACUGAUCAGCCACUAAGAUAACCAAGUCUUCAAGCUUGUCUAGUGAGGGAUUAAUCAUGUUUAUCUUCCUGAAAAUACAGAUGCACUUUUACUUAAUAAUAAUAAUAAUGAUAAUAAUAUAGAGUAUUUCUAAAGCACCAAAUCCACAUUGAUUAUGUGCUCAAGGCAUUUAGAUACAUACUUGGUAUAUUAUUAUUACCCCGGCUGUAGCUGAGAGGCCAUAUAAGCGCUAAAGCAUGUUCAAGGAAUAAAUCCUACCGGGUACCCAUUCACCUCACCUGGGUCGAGUGCAGCACAAUGUGGAUUAAUUUCUUGCUGAAGGAAAUUACGCCAUGGCUGGGAUUUGAACCCACGACCCUCUGUUUCAAAGUCCAAAGACUAAUCCACUGGGCCACAGCGCUCCACGUUCCACGCUCCCUUUAGCUUAAAGGGGGAGUUCACCUUGGUAUCAAAAUGAGUUUAAUGAAAACAGAAAAAAUUAAAGAAUCAUGCUAUUGUGGGUUUGUUAGAAAUCCAUAAAAGAAUAACUUACUUAUGGGCAGGGUAGUUUUUAUUAUUGACCUCAUAUACAGGUACAGCAAUCAACUGCUGCAUAUGUCGUGUAAUAUAAGGUUCCAUAAAUUCCCAUUUCCACUGGUUCAUGAUUCUGAGGAUAUUUUUUUCCUCAGAGAAAGGUUUAUAAAAAUAAUGUGUGUCUGAUGUAUUGAAUACACCGAUAGAAAAAAAACAUUUUAUUAAAGGGAAGCAUUGUGGUGUAGCGAUUCUGACUCUCGCCUUGUAAUCAGAGUGUCGUGUGUUUGAAUCCCACUAUGGGCUAGCGUCCUAUUAUCAUUACAUUCUUGAAAUUUACUUCAGAAAAGCCAAAGUGUAUGAGUCUGAUUAUGAUUUUUAGGUUGAGGACAAGGUUUGAUGUUAUCAUCUAUUCAGUAUUUUUGUCCUCAAGUUUAAUUGUGUUCUUCUUUUGGUAAUAUCAGAUAGAGUCAGUUCCAUUUUCUUAGAAAGCAGGGUAAGUAAUUUGUAUCACUUGACAUAUAGGGGGAACUGCGCAUAUGUGACAUAAAAAAAUAAUAUCGCAAUAACCUGAUCAUGAAUAUUUUGGGAAAAGCUUUGAUGAACUCUUAUAGGUAGAAAGGUCAUAGUUCUUUAACCCUAAUUCUCCACCAAUUUUCGCGAUAUAUCUGCUGCGCAAAUUUUUUUUACCUUGCUGCUCACUGACUUUUUACUUUCAAGUCUCUCGCAACUUUUGAGACCAAAUUUGUGACGCCCGGGUACGCGGUUACGACAUUGCGCAACAUUAUGUAAGUGCAUGUCAGACCCCAAAUUGCUCAUAAACAUGAUAUCAUGUACAAAUCCAAUGCAGAAUGUGUAUUAGCCAAAAUUCAUAAAUGUAUCAUUAUUUCUACUUUUACUGAUUAAACUUAAUUAAUUUUGCAUUGUUCAUGAUCAAAAUUAAGUCUGGAACAAUUUCCAUCGAAAAAACAAUUAAAAAACAAAGAAAUACAUAAGAAAUUAAA
Molecule: messenger RNA, 5034 nt
Organism: Lytechinus pictus (painted urchin)
Lineage: Eukaryota; Metazoa; Echinodermata; Echinoidea; Temnopleuroida; Toxopneustidae
Exons: 11
Coding region: 325-3489 (1054 amino acids)
Biological process (GO): regulation of apoptotic process
Molecular function (GO): protein binding; ATP hydrolysis activity
Source: RefSeq, a predicted model, not a curated record